Messenger RNA from Spinacia oleracea (spinach), 1027 nucleotides. Its product is annotated as jasmonate-induced protein homolog. The transcript has 3 exons. The record is from RefSeq and is a predicted model, not a curated record. The coding region runs from base 128 to 721 and encodes 197 amino acids. Lineage: Eukaryota; Viridiplantae; Streptophyta; Magnoliopsida; Caryophyllales; Amaranthaceae.
UUUAUCAUGUCUAUAAAAUCCCAAACAGUAGCUCGUAAUUUUAUCAUCUUAUUAUCAUCUCAUAAAUCCACAAUCUUCUACUUUAUUCUUGUCAAUCAAGUUCUCUCGUGUUUAGUUUUCUUCGGAAAUGGCUGGUUUGUUGGAGUUGACAGCAGAAGAACAAGCGAGCUUAGACGAGUUAAUCAAAGAAACAGAGAACUCGUCUGAGUUGGAGGAUGCCGUCGCUGCUGAAAAUGAAGGGCAAGACAAUUCCAAUGAGCCUGAAUGUAAAUAUAUCGUGCUGAGAGGGGACUUACGAAAUCAGACACCUGGACCCUUGGACGUUUAUGAAAAGCAUAUAUGGGCGGGAGUUAUGCUCAAAAACUUCCCAGAUCCUCUUGAGAGGACAGGUUAUUUCAUCAUAAAAGGCAUCCAGCCCAAGGGCGUUGAGGCGGCAGUGGUGUACGCCGGCAAGAAUUCUGGUGGUGUUGAGUGUGGUUGGCUCCUUGCUUUCAUGGAUUCCGAUCAGUACGGUGGAAGGAAGGUUUAUGUGGAUUGUGGGCGUAUAAUCAAAUUCCGGAACAUAAACUGGAGGGAGGUUAAAGAAAAGCUGGAGCAUUCCAAUGACACAGCAAGGCAUUAUGACUCAGAGACAAGAACCUCAGCGGUUGCGAAAAUUGUUCGCGCUGGUUGCUUUGGCAGCACUUGCAAAGAUCAGCUUGCUGCAAUCUUCUCUGGUUAAUUAAACUUGACAUCAAGCGAUCGAUAAACAAUAUAAUAAUGCAGUUGUGGAACAAUAUCUACUGUAUAAUCAUACUCCGUACUAUUAUCAUAAUAUGGUUUUUUCAAUUUUUGUUUUUCUGAUUAUAAUGAAUUUAUGAAUUAUGAGGGGCAGUUCACCUGUAAGAACAUAUAUACACGCUCUUACAUGUAGCUACUUCUUCAAUUCGCUUGUUUCUAUUUGUAUCUGUAUUAAAUAAAUGAACGUUUUUUUAAUGAAAUGCCCCUGAGGUUUCACGAAAUUCACCAAAUACCCCUGCGUGGUUCA